AUGGCUUGGUUGAUUUAUUUGAGCAGACAGACAGAAUACAUGGAUGGAUCCAUUAUGGGCGUGGGUAGCAACAAGGUUAACUAUGGUGGAUUGUACAACAUCCAGGGGUGGGGCGCACCCUACUUCACAGUGAACACGGAAGGCAACCUGUGUGUGAAGGCGGAUGGGCACGAGACCAAGGCAGGGCAGGAGAUGGACGUGCUGCACGUCAUUCAAGCUGCAAAACAGAAGAGGAAGGACAUCCAGUUUCCGAUGAUCCUCCGGUUCCCCAACGUGCUCAAGCACCGCCUCGACGCUCUCCACGCCGCAUUCCACACGGCCAUCAGCCGCACCGGGUACACCAAUACAUACCAGGGCGUGUUCCCGGUGAAGGUGAACCAAAACAGGGCCAUCGUCCACGACUUGGUUUGCUUCGGCCAUGCUUACAGCUACGGGCUGGAGGCAGGCUCCAAGCCGGAGUUGCUCAUCGCAAUGAGCUGCCUCACAAAGGAGGCUAAUUCCAGAGCUUUCCUGGUUUGCAAUGGGUACAAGGACGCCGAGUACGUGAGGCUGGCGCUGUCGGCGCGUGCCAUAGGCCUGAAUGCUAUCAUGGUGCUGGACAUGGAGGAGGAGCUGGACAUCAUCAUCCACCAGAGCAGCAAGCUCGGGGUGGAGCCGGUCAUCGGCGUGCGCGCCAAGCUGCUCACCAAGAUACCAGGCCACUACGGGUCCACGGCCGGCAAGCACGGCAAGUUCGGCCUGCCUGCGGACAGGAUCUACGAGGUGGCCAAGAAGCUCAAGGGUCUCAACAAGCUGCACUGGCUCAAGCUGCUGCACUUCCACGUGGGCUCCAUGAUCCCGACCACGGAGCUAGUGGCCAAAGCGGCCAUGGAGGCCGCCGACAUCUACUGCACCCUGGUGAACAAGUAUGACGCGGCGGAGAUGACCACUCUAGACUGCGGCGGGGGGCUCGGCAUCGACUACGACGGCACCCGGUCAGCCGACUCCGACAUUUCCGUGGCGUACGGGCUGGAGGAGUACGCGUCCAGCAUUGUGCAGGCAGUGCGGACCACGUGCGACAAGGCCAUGGUCUCGCACCCUGUGCUGUGCACCGAGAGCGGCCAGGCCAUGGUGUCGCACCACUCCAUGAUCAUCCUCGAAUCGCUCUCAGCGAUCCCCGAGCCCAAGGACGACGACGACGAGGACACCCCGGAGCAGCUGCGCACCAAGAUCCAGCAUCACUACUCUGCUUCCAAUUUGCCGACGUCGACAGCAGUCAUGGACCUCCAGAAGCACGGGAUCGAGGCGUACAAGCUGGCCAAGAAGCUCUCCAAAAGGAUCGCCGGGGAUGCCAACACCAUCUACAACUACCACAUGAACCUCUCCGUCUUCUCGCUGCUUCCUGACAUGUGGGGCAUCAAAUGGCGCUUCCCGAUGAUGCCUGUGAGCCGGCUCAAUGAGGAGCCUACCCGAAUGAGCACACUCAUCGACCUAACCUGCGACAGCGACGGCAAGAUCGACAAGUUCAUAGGAAACGCCGAGACGCUCCCGCUUCACCCGCUGCCGCUAGACCCUGACCCUGAGCGCGGUGGCUGCUACUACCUCGCCGUGCUGCUUUCCGGCGCAUACCAGGAAGCCCUUUCUAACAAGCACAACCUGUUCGGCGGCCCGAGCAUAGUGCGGGUCGAGAAAAGCACCGCCACUGCCACCGGCUUCCAAAUCGCCACAGCCGACCUGGGCCCGACGACGGAGGAGCUCAUCAGCACCAUGAGGUACAAUGUCAGGCAGGACAUCGUGGGCGUCAUCCAGAGGCGGGCCAUAGAGAUAGGGGUGUGGGGAAUGGUGGGGGAGGUAGUGCACACUGGGCUUACCACCAUGCCGUACCUCAUCGUGGAAGAUCAUGCCGCCUCUUCAUGGAAGCACCAAGGAGGACUAGAUGGAAAAGACGAGUCGAUCGUCAAGAUGGUGUUUCGGCAAGUUUCCCGUCUCCUCUGCUUGCCCUUCACGUGGUCCAUCCCAUCAAAACGAAUCGGAUCAGCAGCCUGA
Triticum turgidum subsp. durum (durum wheat) is the source of this 2025-nucleotide messenger RNA. The record is from the annotation of a GenBank genome assembly. NCBI's taxonomy places the organism in Eukaryota, Viridiplantae, Streptophyta, Magnoliopsida, Poales, Poaceae.